AUGGUUUUGCUCUUGAUUCUAGGUUUCCAAGUUUGUCAUUCUUUGGGUGGAGGAACUGGAUCUGGAAUGGGAACUCUUCUCAUUUCCAAGAUCAGAGAGGAGUACCCAGACCGUAUGAUGAUGACCUUCUCAGUGUUCCCUUCUCCUAAGGUCUCUGACACUGUUGUUGAGCCAUACAAUGCAACUCUCUCUGUGCAUCAGCUCGUGGAAAACGCUGACGAGUGUAUGGUUUUGGACAAUGAAGCUCUCUACGAUAUCUGCUUCCGUACCCUCAAGCUUGCUAAUCCCACAUGUGAGUAA
This is a messenger RNA of Thlaspi arvense, 300 nucleotides long. Lineage: Eukaryota; Viridiplantae; Streptophyta; Magnoliopsida; Brassicales; Brassicaceae. The record is from the annotation of a GenBank genome assembly.